Molecule: messenger RNA, 1026 nt
Organism: Aureobasidium musti
Lineage: Eukaryota; Fungi; Ascomycota; Dothideomycetes; Dothideales; Saccotheciaceae
Source: the annotation of a GenBank genome assembly
AUGUCGCCAACCAAGGAUCUGUUUCGACCAUAUCUUGCAAGACAUGCAAACCUGAGGGGUAUUGGCGACGAGAGGCCUACCGCUCUUGAGAUCGUGCAUGAUCUGAAGGCUGAGGGAACACUCAAAGAUGCCGUCAUUCUCAUCACCGGAUGCUCUGCUGGCCUUGGAAUUGAGACUGCAAGAGCAUUGUACCUGACUGGCGCAAAACUUUACUUGACAUUCCGUAAUGUGAAGAAAGGUCAGGCUGCUAUCAAGGCUAUCACAGCAGACGCAACAGCUGGUCAGGAGAUAGAGUUCUUGAACAUGGAUCUAGGUGAUCUUGAGAGUGUGCGAUCAGCCGCUGCCGAAUUCAAGUCUAAAAGCAACAAGCUCAACAUCUUGAUCAAUAACGCUGGUGUCAUGGCAGCGCCUCAGGGAAAGACUGUCAGUGGCUUCGAGACACACAUGGGAAGCAACCAUUUCGGCCACUUCUUGCUCUUCGAACUGCUCAAGCCUGUGCUACUGUCAUCAGCUUCGCCCGACCACAAAUCUCGUGUCAUCAACUUAUCUAGCAGUGGCCACCUUAUCAGCCCUAUUCGUUUUGAUGACAUGGAAUUUGCAAAGGAAGGAAGCUACAACCCUUAUGCCGCCUAUGGACAAAGUAAGACAGCAAACAUUUACAUGGCCAACUACAUCGACAGAGUCUACGGCCAACAUGGUAUUCGUGCUGUCUCGGUUCAUCCUGGUGUUAUUCUGUCGACUGAGCUCAUGCGUCAUCAAAAGGUCGAAGACCUUCAAAGUAUCGGCGACCCAGAAUACUUCAAGAAGAUCGAGUGCAAUGCAGGGCAGGGAGCUGCUACUACAGUGUGGGCUGCAUUGAGUCCGUACUUCGAGAAUCAUGGAGGGGUCUACCUCGCUGAGGUUGGUGUGGCUCCUGCACUAGCGGAGGAUGAGGGCAUCGGAAGAUGUGGUUAUGCUACGUAUGCAUAUGAUGAGGAAGUGGAGGAUCGUCUAUGGCAAGUCAGCUUGAGAGCUGUUGGGCUAUAA